Molecule: messenger RNA, 2553 nt
Organism: Caenorhabditis bovis
Lineage: Eukaryota; Metazoa; Nematoda; Chromadorea; Rhabditida; Rhabditidae
Source: the annotation of a GenBank genome assembly
AUGAAGAUACUAUGGGAGAGCGAGGAUUGGCCGGGCGCGCGCAUCGAGCCUGCCAUCACUCAUCUAUCAUGGAUUGCGCAGCCUGAUCGACCCGAUCAUGGCCUUCUCGGUGUUGGUACCGAGUCGGGCUCCGUCGGAAUUACAGUCACCGAUCUGAAGCCGACGGACGACGACAACACGCGCUACAAUUUCAAUCUUCGCGGGCAUCACACCACCAUUCGAAUGGUUACCUGGAACAAAUCCCAGUGUAAGCUGGCUUCUUGCGAUGCGUCAGGAAUCAUCUACGUUUGGGUUCGCAACGAUGAUCGAUGGUCCGUUGAACUUGUCAAUGACCGCGGCGUGAAGGUGAACGAUCUCUCGUGGAGCCCGUGCGGAUCGUCGGCCCUUAUAUGCUACGAGGACAAUUUCGUUCUCAUUGGCUCAUCUUCCGGUCAACGCGUCUGGAGCAACUCAUUCCCAGCGAGUCCGGUGACAACGGUAACCUGCGGUGUGUGGGCGCCUGAUUCAAAACAGCUGGUGCUUGGAUUCUCAUCGGGAACCAUUCAAGUGCUUUCGAAUCAAGGGGCGAAUAUUGCCGAACGAUCAUUCACCAACGAACGACUCCGACAAAUGUCGUUCUCAGCGCUACGCGGCGAAGAUUGGACAUUGGCGAUGCUUACCGUCAACAAUAAGAUUAUAAUGAUCUCCGCAUAUGAUCAAGUCACAACCGAUACCUUCAAAUCGGCAUAUAAUGUGAUUCAUAUGCAAUGGAAUACGGAUGGAACUAUAUUGGGGCUCAUAAAUUCGAAUCACGAACUUGUGAUGUUGAACACGGAAGCCAAAGUGAUUCAUCGGGAGAAGAUCGGAAUCGCGAACGACAAGCAGAAGCUGACCGCAUUCACUUGGGCCCACAAUGGAAGUGCCGUGGUACUAGCCGCUGGCGGUCAUCUUGCCGUUGGACACUUACUGUUUGGGGUUCCAAGUUUAUUCGACAUCGUGUCGUAUUCCGUAUGGAAAAUGGUGGGCAGCAGCUCGAAAAAUGCGCAACAUUUGCCGAUUCCGAAAAAAGAGAAGGAGACGCUUCAGACCCUUGAUCAUCAUAUUAUCCGGUGUCGAAUUCCAAAAAGUCAAGAUUUGUGCAAUUUCGUGUGCAAUGUCAUCGAUGCGCGUUGCUACUGCACAAUUCGGCCAGUAUCUCGUCGUAGUCACACUUAUAUGCUGUGCAUUGAACAUCUCGGUGGACUUGUACCGUUGUUAAUAGGUCGUCAGGUGAAUCGAUUUCUUCCUCAAUUUCAAAUCUACUUGCAUCAAUCGCAAAUUGCUUCUCAAACCGCCGCCGGCUCAUCGGCUCAGGUCGAGGAUGUCUCGAAUUCUAUGGUCCGACACUCAAACGGACGAAAUUCGCUAUGGCGACGAAGCAAACGACAAAUCAGGGCGCUCAUGUCAAGGCACGUACGACCGGCGCGAAAUGACACGAGACUCGUGCAAAUUACAUCGAAUGUUUGGUGCACGAAAUUCAAUAUUUCCUCGCUUUCACCAACGAAUUUGCCACAAUUUUUGGGACAGGUGAUUUACAAAACGUCGGUUCUUCAUUUGCAACCACGACAAAUGACCAUUGAAUUGACAGUGUUGGAUGCGAAACGAAGGCAACGUGAAGCUAAAGCGAAAGAGAAAGCUGCGGCGGCUGCAAAUUCCUCAGCCACAGACCAUCCAGAAUCCGUAGACAAAGGGCUCACGAAUGAAGAAAGAUCAUUCUUUGAAAAGGUUCUUGCUGAAUGUAUCGCACUUCGUGCAGCAAUGGACGACACCACGAAAACGGACCCAACGCCGAGUCCUUGUCAACCUUCUACUUCGAAACAAGAAGCGCCGAAAUGCAAGAACUCGACUCCGCUGAGUAAUCGAACGACUGAUUCGAAAAUCGAUGUUACGAGUAUGGCGAGCUCUGUGAGCACAUGGCACGAAGAGAUUGAAACACUUGAAUUCAUCGAUGGCGACGAUGACAAGGUGAUUCCGAGCUCGUCGAAAGGCGGAUGGCCGGGCGCCAGCAAAAAAGACACGGAAGCAAUUCGUGUACAUGUCGACAAACUGGCGUCGAUUGCCGAACAACUUUCGAAACGACAUGUGGAUUUCAAUGCGAAAAAAGAUAAAGCAUCGAUCAACAAGAUGCGAUCGCAGAUGAAAGAGCUGCUGAGACGGGUUAACGAAAUCGAGAAGAAGGUUGGAAGUGGUGAUGUUAAGACUGAAGUAAGGCAGUUGCUGAAGACUCUUGAAGAAAUGAAGAAGACUCUUUGCGAAGCCCCAACCGGACAACCUCGCUCAAGCAGCUAUCGUUCGGUUGUUAUGCACAACAAAACGCCGUUUUGGAAUGAGCAUAAUCAGGUUUAUCAGCUCGAUUUUGGGGGAAGAGUCACUCAGGAAUCGGCGAAAAACUUUCAGAUCGAAAUGGAUGGCAAGCAAGUAUUGCAAUUCGGUCGUAUUGAAGGAGGCGCUUACACAUUAGACUUCCGACAACCAUUUUCAGCUUCACAGGCGUUCGCUGUCGCCCUCGCCAGCAUCACACAACGAUUAAAGUAG